Messenger RNA from Camellia sinensis, 2197 nucleotides. The record is from RefSeq and is a predicted model, not a curated record. Lineage: Eukaryota; Viridiplantae; Streptophyta; Magnoliopsida; Ericales; Theaceae.
UAUGCAUAAUUGAUAUCAUAGUAUUAUCUAUACAGAGAUUUUACAAAUAGGGUUGAGCAACGCCUUGUAUGAGAGUAGACUAGGCUAUUUUUAUAUUGUUAACUCUUUUUUCAUCAUGAAAUCUAAGUGAUAUGCACCUUAUUGAACCAAACAACAAAUUUGGUUUUCCAAAUAAAAAGCAAUUGGAUUCGCAACACGUGAAAUUCUAACACUACACACUUCAAAUGUUCCAAACUGAAACCAUGAGAAAUAUAACAGAGUCCUGUCUUGGGGAGGCCAUCUUUUGGUGUCUAGACUUCAAGGUUGAUUAGCUAGCAUAAAGCCAACACAAGGGUGGAUCCUCCAAGCAUUCUUCCUCGGUUUCUUUCAUAGUACAAUCCUUGCACACGAAUCAUCGUGUAACUGAUGAAUUUCAUUGGUCGAAAAUCAAUCACUGAUUCAAAAAGAGAAUUUAUUUUUCCUACUAGAAGCACCUAGUAUCCAUCUGUUGAACAGUGCUUGGGUGCUCUGCUGCUGACAGCUUCCCUCCUUGAGACUUUACAUCAGAAGUCAUGCAAGUACGUAUUUUUCGACAAUAUUCAAAGCCUACAACUAUAAAUGCUAUAUCAAAGAAUAACCACAUAUGGUUCAUGUAUCUGCUGUUUCUGUUGCAAUGGCUUUUACAGAGGAACAUAUUAUUUGUUAAGCUGUGUGGAUUAUACAAUUAUUCUCUCAGUCAGCUAUGUAAUUAUGCCCACCAGGCACAUGUUUUAGCUAAUGAUUCAUUGUUUCUUGUUGGGUAUUUAACUGAUUUUUUCUUGCAAUAUUGUUUAAUCAAUGAACUUUAUCAGAUUCAAGAAUAAUUUCUCAGAGACUUGGCUAUUCCGAAAUGGAAUACAGGGGUGAGUUUGUGUGUCUCAGGGGGAGAGUACACAAGUAUAUUAUUACCUUUCAAUAUGGAUAUACUUUUGGGAAGUGACUUGGGGUCCAUACACAACAAUAUACAUAAUUUUUUAUAAGCAAAUAUAAGCAAUGCAUUAUAUUUGUAUAUAUUACUUGAUCUUAUCUGAUAUCAAUGCCUCAAAGCACUGACAUUGGAUUCUUUGCCUCCCAUUGGAUUCUUUUCCGAAUAUUUUGAGCUCGAGCAUCUAAUAUCUUUUUGUACCGAUAACGAAGAACUUAGGCAUCAAUUGUCAACCAUUGAAACCAACUGAUAUAAUUCAGCUUUUGCAAGUUCCACUCCAACUGAAGAAGAAUCAUUUCAGUACUUGGAAUGGCUUUAUCCAGAAACACCACUAUUACUAAUAUUGGUAUUCCUUUUCUUUUCCUUUGUGCUUUCCUUGCCCAAGUUGGCCUCUGUUAUUCUGCUAAGGUCUAUGUGGUCUAUAUGGGAAGCAGAGAUGGUCAUGACCCAGAUGAGAUUUUGAUGCAGAACCACCAAUUCCUCACUGAUUUUCAUGGUGGAAGUGUUGAACAAUCCAGGGCAUCUCAUGUCUACAGUUACAGGCAUGGUUUCAGAGGCUUUGCAGCCAAGUUGACAGAGGACCAAGCUUCUAAAAUUGCCAGUAUGUCAAUACAAAAGUAGUAUUUACUAUUAUCUUUACCAUUUCUCAUCAUAAUUGAUUGAUUUAUAUCCAUGGCUCUGAAAAAUCAAUGUCAUGGUUUUAAAAAUUGAAACACAGAAGAAGUGGUUGGAUCAUACUAUGAGUCUCCCUAGUUGUGAUUGGAUCUCCGGUUAGAAAAUUAGAAGGAAAAUUGUAAAACACAAGACUUAAAAGGCCCGUUCGGGAGCCGAAAUUGCUUAAUGACCACCGGAACCACCAAAACUUGGCAUGGACAGAUUUUUCAAGCCUAAAUAGACUUGUAGGAACAAACAGGACCUCGAUUGGAUUUCCGGUUAAAAAAUUAGAAGGAAAAAUGUAAAACACAAGACUUAAAAGGCCCGUUUGGGGCCUGAAAUUUCGAAAUGACUACCGAAACCACCGAAACUUGGCACGGACAGCUUGUUCAAGCCUAAGUAGACUUGUAGGAACAAACGGGACCUCAAUUGGAUUUCCGGUUAGAAAAGUAGAAGAAAAAAUGUAAAACACAAGACUUAAAAGGCCCGUUCGAUGGCCAAAAUUGCAAAAUGACCACUGAAACUACCGAAGCUUGGCACGGGUAGCUUGUUCAAGCCUAAAUAGAGUUGUAUGAGCAAAUGACACCCGAUUGGACUUCC